Dermatophagoides farinae (American house dust mite) is the source of this 521-nucleotide messenger RNA. RefSeq names its product ribosomal protein S17 (gene RpS17). Gene Ontology annotation, cellular component: ribosome. NCBI's taxonomy places the organism in Eukaryota, Metazoa, Arthropoda, Arachnida, Sarcoptiformes, Pyroglyphidae. Gene Ontology annotation, molecular function: structural constituent of ribosome. The record is from RefSeq and is a predicted model, not a curated record. Gene Ontology annotation, biological process: translation.
UUGAAAUUUUAAAAAAUAAAUUUUUUUAAACGAAAAAAAAGAAAUUAAAUAUCCAAAAUGGGUCGUGUUCGUACUAAAACCAUCAAAAAAGCUUCACGUGUUAUCAUUGAAAAAUACUAUACACGUUUGACGAUGGAUUUUCAUACAAACAAAAGAAUAUGUGAAGAAAUUGCUAUUAUUCCAAGCAAACGGCUUCGAAAUCAAAUUGCCGGAUUUGUUACUCAUCUAAUGAAACGUAUUCAACGUGGUCCAGUUCGUGGAAUUUCAAUCAAAUUACAAGAAGAGGAACGUGAACGUCGUGACAAUUAUGUUCCAGAGGUGUCGGCCUUGGAAAACGCAUUGAUUGAAGUUGAUGCCGAUACAUAUGUCAUGUUGGAAGAUUUGGGACUAACAUUUAAAAAAGCAACAACAUCGCCGGGUGAUUUUCGUUCCCGUAUCUAAAAAACAAUACAUCAAUUGAUUGAUUUAUAAUAAUUAUGUAAAACAUUCAGUUUUUUUUUGAUUUUUGGGGAAAAAAAAAA